UCGCUAUUAUGCAUUAACAACAAAUAUAUGAAAUUCUCGGUGAACAAUCAAUUAAUCCUCCAACAAAUAUGGAUCCCUGCAAGUACCGCAAUUACAUGGACGAGAUGCUCGAAAUAAUUGACGAGAUCGGAUGCCGAAAACCCGAACCGGAAGUAUGCAACGUCAGAUGCCCGCCUCUAGGUUGUCCACGAGGACCUUGUCCAGGGAUGUGCUGUUAUCAGGAAGACUGCGAUCCUUGUUGCAUAUCAAAAAUGCCUUGCUGUCCACCACCUCCUCAACCCCCUGCUUGUCGAGCACCUCCGUUGUGCUGCUUAAAAGCCUACGCCAAGGCAGUCGGCUACCCUCCAGAAUCUCCUCUUUCUCCACCUUGUGCACGAAUAAGUCGUAAACUUUGCGUCGAAAUGCUCGAUAAAAUUUGUCGUCCUCCAUCAGUUUGCACCACCGUACCCUAUUGCCCAUCGCCUUGCUGCACAGUACCACCUUGCAACCCCUAUCCAUGCUGUUAAUUAACAUCCUUAACAAUUUAUUAUUCAAGCGAAUAAUAGUGUUCCGUGGUUGAAUGGAGAAUCGAUACUUUACGAGAGAAAAAUUGUCGCGUAUAUCUGAAAUUUUUGUGCAAUAUUAGAGAGGGAUUUUGAUAAGUCCGAUUCUCAGAGUUGUACACUGUACUUAUGGACGUUUCAUGGAAAUA
Molecule: messenger RNA, 691 nt
Organism: Bombus impatiens (common eastern bumble bee)
Lineage: Eukaryota; Metazoa; Arthropoda; Insecta; Hymenoptera; Apidae
Product: sperm mitochondrial-associated cysteine-rich protein-like
Exons: 2
Coding region: 69-506 (145 amino acids)
Source: RefSeq, a predicted model, not a curated record